CUGAACUUCCGUGAAGCAUACGUCAACAACAGAAUAAAGUGUUUUUUGUUGCAUAGAUUUAUCAGCAGCACAUGGUUUAAUGUGCAUUAUUUAAUGCAUUAUGUGUCGACAUCGUGUCUCUUGAGCAAUUAUGAAGUAGUUUCCUGUACAGACGGCAUGAUCUGGGAUUCAGAACUCUGCUUUCCUUCAACGAGCGUCCUGACCUGUUUUGUGGAUGUUGAAAUAAAGCCAUGGAUGUCCUGCGGGUGCUAUCAGUCACCAUGGGAAGGAUCAGCACGUUCCGAUCUUAUCAGAUCAUAUUGCUCCUGGCUGCAGCUAUGGCGGUCGUAGCGUUCUACUACUUUGGCUCAGAAAAGCAAAACUUCUCCAGCACCACGAAACGGAUCAAGGAAACACAAGCGAGCCACAACACCAACCGUGAUGAUGCAGAUCUUUCUUUAGACAUCAGGUCUGGACAAGCAGAAAGCAGGCGAGGAAGUAGAGAUGAUUUGGAGGAAAAGCCACAGAGAAUCAAGCGCUUCCAUGCCCUCAUGAUGUUCACAAAGGUCAACAAGAGCUUGAACUUGCAGAAUAAGUUUCAGGUGGCCAUGCGUUCCAUGGCCAAACACGGACGCUUUCUGGAGGACGAGGUGCUGGUUCUUCAUUUCGUCUCGGAUGUUGGGAGUCAGGAGCUGGGGGAGAGGAUGCUCCAUGAACUUCUGCUGGAUGCAACGUUCCUGUAUGAGGUGGUGUUUCAUAAUGUGGAUACACUUACAGAGAAGUUAUUCCCCAUCGUAGAAGCUAUGCAGAAGCACUUCAGCGCAGGGUCUGGUGCGUACUACAGCGACGCCAUCUUCUUCCUGUCUGUGGCAAUGCACCGAAUAAUGCCUGCAGAACUAAAGAGAAUUGUUCAGCUGGAUCUGGAUCUCAAGUAUAGAAGCAACAUAAGAGACCUCUUCCAAGAGUUCAACCAUUUUUCUCCUGAAGCUGUCAUUGGAAUCACACGAGAGAUGCAGCCGGUUUACAGACACACUUUCUGGCAAUAUCGCAAAGACAAUCCCAAGUCCCACGUUGGAGAUCCUCCACCGGACGGUCUGCCCGGCUUCAACAGCGGAGUGAUGCUUCUGAACCUCGACGCCAUGCGUCGCUCAACUUUAUACAACCAGCUUCUGGAGCCCAAGCGGGUGACGCAGUUCGCCGAAAAGUUCCACUUUCGGGGUCACCUGGGCGAUCAGGAUUUCUUCACCAUGAUCGGUAUGGAGCACGGGGAGCUGUUUUACCCACUUGCCUGUGGCUGGAAUCGACAGCUGUGCACAUGGUGGAGGGAUCACGGGUAUGGGGAUGUUUUCCAGCUGUAUUAUCAAUGUGAUGGGCCGCUCCACAUCUACCAUGGCAACUGCAAUUCUCCCAUACCUGAUGACUGAGUGUGAAAGCGUCUCUAAACAUUGAGUUGUGAUUGAACAUUUUGAUCAUAUUACGAAUUAAGCGAACCAUGACGGAAAGAUUCCCAAAGAUCCAAAAUUCAGGCACAUUUAUUCCCAGAUCAGUAUUACGCAAUAUACUCCGAAUAGGAAUUCUUCUUGAUUCUUCGCAGUUUGAAGUACGCUGCUUUUUCCUUCCCAUGAUUCCUUUGUGCACAUGUGCAGCUCUUGCAGACUGUCAGUGGAUAUUACAUGAACUCGCUCAUCUUUCUAAUGCACUAAUUGACCCUGAUAUUACCUUGUUUUACACUGUCAUUGGCUAAUGAGAGGUGGCUGCAUAACAGUGAACAUAUUGCACAUUGUCCUCAUUUCAUCUAAAUUUUGCUUUGCAGUGAUGAUGUUGCUGGGUUAUUGGGGGUCUUGACCCACUUCCCGAGUUUGUGUGCUUGUGAACCUGUCAGGCGGCUUGAAACCGUAUGUUGAUGUUGGAAAUCAACUUUCUAUGUGAUGUAUGAGUGAAUCUGAAAAGCUAAGAUAGCAUCUAGAACAUCUGAGUAUCGGUCUCGUUUUGAGGUCCGAGGUAGAGAACGUUCUUGCUGCCGUGCUCUGAUCCGCCUGAGAAAUAGGAAGUGGGAUUGAGGGGAUAUUCAAAACAUAUACAAGAGAUUUAGAGGGCAGAGCUGUCUGUUGUGGUUGGCUGGCACUUAUCGAGCGAUGCUGCUCUUGGCAAACCUCUGCAGAAUUCUGCGAAACGUUCGUAAUAACCUCCGCAAUGUCAAAUCAACAGGGCGGAGAGACAGAGGAUCUCCCUCGACCCCACGCUGCUUUGUAAUAGGUCUUCGUGUGUGUUGCCAGGCAGUUGUGAGAUCCCACACUAAACUCUAUUGUGUCAAUAGGCCGAUAUUGUGAAGUGAAGAACAGCGUGUCUUGAGGGUUUUCAGUUAAUUAGUUUUUUGUUUUAGUGGGAAUGCAGUUGUGUUUUGUCUGGUUCUGUGUGAGUCAUUUUAGACUUUGAUGAAUUGAUGUUGUUCUACUUUAGCCUGAUCAAAUGAAAGGCUAAAUGUUAGUCAUUGAACUGGUGGUCCAAUCUCUUGCAUUCACACACAGUUUGUCUUAUUAUAUUUUCAUAAAAAAUGAAACGGUGUUGUUUAUGAGAUUUCUGUGUAAAUCAUUUGAAUGGUUCAAUUCAUUGCAACAAGCAAGGUAGAAUUUACACUGAAAUCCGAUUUGCUCGUAUGGGACCCAUUGCUUGUCAUUGGUUUACACUUAUCAUAUGCUUUUGUUGUAGUUGUUAUGUGACUUUUAUGAAUCAUUUUUCUUUCACAGGAACCACUCAGGAAAUGCUGACGGAGCGAAAUUUUAGUGAUUUUAGUGUGAGAAAGUUUCAUAUAAUUUUUCCCUAGUGCAUUCUUUUCCUUUUCUUAAAUAUUGAAUGUAAAACAAAUAUAUGUGUCAUACAUAUGUUGUGUCUUAGAAACUGAAUGUAUUAACACCAAUGAACCGAAUUCAAAUGAAGAGGUACCAUAUUUUUAAGAUAUCCAAAAUGUCUAUGUAUUAGAGCUCAGAAUAAAAUGUCUAGUAAUUUCUUGUCAA
Triplophysa rosa is the source of this 2993-nucleotide messenger RNA. It is a transcript of the gene xxylt1, whose product is annotated as xyloside xylosyltransferase 1. Gene Ontology annotation, molecular function: UDP-xylosyltransferase activity; protein binding. The transcript is spliced from 5 exons. The record is from RefSeq and is a predicted model, not a curated record. Lineage: Eukaryota; Metazoa; Chordata; Actinopteri; Cypriniformes; Nemacheilidae. The coding region runs from base 231 to 1403 and encodes 390 amino acids.